CUCCCAUUCUUCUAUUCACACCAACUUCGAUUGCCGGCGAGCUGCUCGCCUAGAUCAACACCAGCAAGCGCAGCCUCGACACCGUACUACACUGUCAAGCAAAGAGUGAGUAUUCAGGUCGUCCACCAAACGAACCUCUCCCUCUCCUGCGUUCGUUUUCUACUUCUAAUACGCGUAUCACCAAACCUGACCAUCAGCUGCAACAAUGGCGUCCCAGUUCACCACACCCUCGAAGGUCACUUCUCCGGGCUCCCAGUAUUCGGUCUCUGCCUCGGAUGCCGCGACUGUCCCCAACCCUACACCUCUCACAGAAGCGCUUGACAGCGAGGUUGUUGAUCCACCACCCGAGAUCGAUUUCCAUGCUAUGACCAAGAUCCUGGCACCUAUUGCAGAAAGCCUGAACGAAGCAGCCGAGGAAGCGAUGUACCCAACGCCGCCUAUUAACACCCCGGCGGUCACUUCACCAGCAACUUCUGUCGUCUACCGCUACCCUUACACCCGUAGCCGCGGAUUGAGCACCAUUGGCGAUAGACUCGCCCGGGCCAUGGCCGAGGGCCGCAACUUUCACCAUGACUCAGACAUAAUGUCGAACAGUGGCCGCUCCAUUCGUUCUUCUGUCCCAGCGGACGACGAGAGCGACAGCAUGAGCGAUCUGCGCAGCGACGGUGGAAUGGACAGGCACGACAUUCCCAUUGCCCUAGGCUCGCCUCGUAUCAACCCAAUGGGGCUCAUUUCUUUCACGUCCAACGAUCUUGCAGACCGACCUCCUGUGCCUUUCAACAGCACCGACAUCAUUGAGAGCGCUAGCCCAACAGGCAUUGGCUCAGGAAGUCACCACCCUGACAGUGCGAAGAGCUUUGCGACUGGAGUCACCGAGAUGAGCACGUGGAAGGAGGAGGUGGAAGGCCGUUUCGUGCGGGCUCUGAAGUGCCUCGAGAACCUUGCUCACGACGAACACCAGCUUGACCCCAGCAAGCCAAUGGAGCACUACUACGAAGCGCAUCUGAAGCGACUGAUGGGCGGGGCCAACCGAAAGGUUCCUGUCUCCGUCGAACUAGCAAGUAGAACUCAGUAGACCUUGAUAUGGAGAUUUACCAGCAUACGGGCGGUAUCUUCUUG
Macroventuria anomochaeta is the source of this 1119-nucleotide messenger RNA. RefSeq lists its product as uncharacterized. The coding region runs from base 206 to 1075 and encodes 289 amino acids. Lineage: Eukaryota; Fungi; Ascomycota; Dothideomycetes; Pleosporales; Didymellaceae. The record is from RefSeq and is a predicted model, not a curated record. The transcript is spliced from 2 exons.